This is a messenger RNA of Prorocentrum cordatum, 1578 nucleotides long. The record is from the annotation of a GenBank genome assembly. NCBI's taxonomy places the organism in Eukaryota, Dinophyceae, Prorocentrales, Prorocentraceae.
AUGGCAGCCCUUACAGCAUCUUGGAUUACAUGGUUUGCGGCGUUGUAUGUUCACAGCAUAAGCCAUGCGAUUUCCGACACCAUGAGCAUUGCAUUAUCCGAUUUGAAUAUUUACGCAUCUGAUCACAAACGACCGAGUCGUAGAAAACACAGGGGCGCGAAUCACCAUCGCGGUAUAAUGAGCAAUGUCUCCAAUUCCAGGCCGAGUUGCAGCAUUGUUGUCGCGGGCGACCCGUGCUACGAGAAAGUGAUGUGGGCCAUGCAGAUUGGCAUUUCAACACAUCCAGAGUGGUAUCACCCUUUGACAAAGAAGUCAAGUUUUAAGGACUUCCAGCGGCACUUGCACAGCACAGCCAGGCUCUCCGAAGUGUGCCCUGAGCCUUGCGCAGAAAGCAUCGGACCGGUGACGCUAGAACUUGUCAACGAAAGCAGCGAGGCGCGCUCUGGUGCUUCAUGGACGAAGAUAUACCAAAUUCAGGAUGGAUCCAGGGGGUCGCAUUCUUUUCCCCUGACAACAGGAGGUUAUGGAGACAUUAACGCGGCCGUGGGAUCAAAUCAUGCGAAGUUGUCCGACGCCGAGAUCAACGCCAUGGCGACGGCGCGGGAUGGCUACUCGCACAUAUAUCAAAUCAAGAGCUCAGACUGCUCUUCAUACUUGUACGUCAAGACCAACGAUACAUACAAAGACGAUCAUCGGUCGUUUGGCCUGACUAAAGCUAAUACUUUGGUUGGGCUGGGGUCCUCAUACGAGUCGGUGUCGACAUGGGCCACAUUACCAUCUACGUCACACGGCAUAGACUUGCUUUACACAAGCACAAAUCUCGGAGGAGAGUCGUGUUGCCGGUAUUUCUUUGGGCAUGGGUCAAGAGACUGUUGGUCUGGCCCUACAGGUUACCGCUGCGUGAACGGUGGCUCAGAUUGCUCUGGCUACAAGAAACUGGAAAGUGUCGUGUUUCACAUUUUCGGAGGGGGACCUAGCCCGACGCCGUCCCCGACGCCGUCCCCGACGUCGUAUCCGACGCCGUCUCCGACGCCGUCCCCGACGCCGUCUCCGACACCGUCCCCGACGCCGUACCCGACGCCGGACCCAACGCCCUACCCGACGCCGGACCUGACGCCCAGUCCCACGCCAGCUCCGACACAUCCUCCGGGGUGGCCGACGCCACAGCCGACCUUUUCUGCUGCGACCGGAGCGACUGGAGUGGCCGAAGUUGGAGCCGUGGCUGCCAUUGGCGACCCGCAUUUGCAAAACAUCCAUGGUGAGCGGUUUGAUUUGAUGAGGCCGGGUAAGCACGUUCUUCUUCACAUUCCCCGGCGCGAGCGUGUUCAGCACGUAUUGCUUCGUGUAGAGGCCGAGGUGCGUCGAUCGGGUGGGCAGUGCGCAGACAUGUACUUCCAGCAGCUGAAUAUUACAGGGGCGUGGGUGAACGCGAGACAAGCUGGCGGCCUCCGCUUCCAGGCCCAGGGUGUGCACGCGGAACAUCCGAAGUGGCUCAAGUUCGGGAAGGUCGAGCUGAAAGUUGCCCAUGCGCCUCGUCGUCCCUGGCAAGCCGGGAUCGGCGGACAUCAAGCACCUUGA